CUCCUAGAGGUCCUUCCAAAGCGACUAAUUCUACUAAUAACGCCAUUAAAUUUUUUUCCGUUCUAGACCUACCCAUGUCUAGAUAAGAUCUAAAGGGAUCUCAAGUGCUCUAGCCAUUCUCAUCGAAAAUACCUGUCAUAUUCAUUGCUAUGGACGGCUGAGCCUAUAUCUCGUGGUCCUAUUCUAUGACCACUCUGGAGUCAUUGAACUGGGCGAAUUCGUCUUGUAUAGGUGUAGGGGCUAAAGUUGUCAUUUUCAGCGAUCCCUAGCCUCUAUUGGUUAUACAGCCUAUUAGCGUAUGAUACUGAUAUGUUACAAUGGUCGAACACCAACCCGUUCACAACAGCGAAGUCUAUCUGUUAGGAUUAAGACCGCGUCCUACCGUCCCCCCUCCUUCUCCGCCUUCACCCUUAACGCCGAGGGAAGCCGAGUCAAAUAGCACCGCUAUCGAAGAGCUCUGCUUAGACGAUGUCGAGAGCUUCGAGCAUAUUACAGAGACCACCUCGCUUACAAAGCAAAGGAUCUCGGGUGCUGUGCAUGUUCUAAGCACAGAAGCGACCGCUCUCCGGAGUCUUACCCAUUUAUAUAGAACUAAUACGACUGCUAUAGAGGGCUUCAGUGCUGCAGUAGGAGCUAUAACGAAACACGAAGGUGAACGAGGAAAAUUAGUCAUAAUAGGAGUUGGGAAGUCGGGGCAUAUUUCAAAGAAGCUAGUCGCAACUUUCAACAGCCUCGGAGUUCAUGCGACUUUUCUUCAUCCUACCGAAGCUCUUCAUGGCGACCUUGGCAAGAUUGGGAAGAAGGAUGUUGUUCUCUUUAUUACAUUCUCGGGGAAGACGCCUGAACUUCUAGCUUUGCUACCACACCUGGAUGUGACGUUACCAGUGAUCGUACUCACCUCGCACACCCGACCAGACGAGUGCGAGCUCAUCCGACAGCGGCAGGAUGCAAUACUCCUCCCAGCACCCAUCCAUGAGUCCGAGAUAGUAUCCUUUGGCGUUUCAGCCCCCACAACAUCUACUACUGUAGCUCUCGCGCUAGGAGACGCGCUCGCGGUGGUGGCUUCUCAGGAGUUACACCCAACGGUCACAUCAGUUUUUGCAAAGAACCAUCCUGGCGGAGCCAUCGGCCAGGCGUUUAGUAAACCUCUUCAAAUUCGCGAUAUCACAAUCCCACUCUACGAAAUACCAGAGUGGCCAAAUUCAAGCGGCGAGGCUUGCGGCGCAGAUAUACUAAAGUUAGGCUAUGAUUCAAAGUCCGGAUGGGCUCGCGUUAAUGACGCGAUCGCCUCCCCGAGGCGUAUUAGACGGCUUGAAACGGCGCAUAUGGCGUGGCGGAUAUCUGAUAUUCCAAACUUAGUAGUUGACAGGAGCGAGUGGAUUAGCAUCCGCGCUAACACAAGGAUAUCGCAGGCUGCAGAAUGGCUUAGAGAGUCCCUAAUGUCGCCUGAUUGUAGCGAGGCAGUUAUUAUCGAAGACUCUAUUUUAGCGGCCGUGGAAAACGGAGAGAUAAUUGGUGUUCUGGAAGUCGGCCAUCUGUUAAGCUUGCAGGAGUAAAGGACGGAACAUAUUUAGUACGGGUAUUCGUCAGGUAUAAACCAGCAGACGAGAUGAUAUUUAUGGGUAAUCCUAGGUAGGAAAGACCCCUCAUAUACCAUAGUCAGGAUUGCUUCUGGAAUAAAGUUAUGAUUGGGAGGAUAAAGGACCUUCGUUUUAGGCCUCCAGAUACCAGCCAUCGGAUGGCUAGCUUAUGUUUUUUGACCACUCACCUUCUAUGACUGCUUUAUUCAUAAGUGAAUACUACGAUAUGUUGAUAUGUUGA
Messenger RNA from Daldinia loculata, 1821 nucleotides. Its product is annotated as SIS domain-containing protein. Bases 318 to 1556 code for a protein of 412 amino acids. NCBI's taxonomy places the organism in Eukaryota, Fungi, Ascomycota, Sordariomycetes, Xylariales, Hypoxylaceae. The record is from RefSeq and is a predicted model, not a curated record. Gene Ontology annotation, biological process: carbohydrate derivative metabolic process. The transcript has a single exon. Gene Ontology annotation, molecular function: carbohydrate derivative binding.